AUGUGGGCAGCGGGGGCACGGCGGCCAGGCCUGGUGCUGGCGGCCCUGGCAGCGCUGGGCCUGGCCCUGGAGGUGCUGGUGGCCCGGAGGCGGCGGCCGGUCCGCGAGGUGCUCUUCUUCCCCUCGAGGCCCAGCUGCACCGAGGCGCUGCUGGCCGAGGCGGUGAGCCCCGACGACACGCCGGGCCCCUGCCCGUGCCCGCUGCCUCGCGGGGACUGCGCCUUCAGCCGCCUGCUGCGGCACCUCCUGUCCGCCCGCCGCUCCCUCGAGCUCUGCCUCUUCGCCUUCUCCAGCCCGCAGCUGGGCCGUGCCGUCCGCCUCCUGCACCGCCGCGGCGUCCGGGUCCGUGUGGUGACGGACGCGCAGUACAUGGCGCUGAAGGGCUCGCAGAUCGGCCUCCUCCGGCACGCCGGGAUCCAGGUCCGCCACGACCAGGAGAGUGGCUUCAUGCAUCACAAGUUCGCCAUCGUGGACAGGAAGAUGCUCAUCACGGGCUCCCUCAACUGGACCACAGAGGCGAUCCAGAACAACCGGGAGAACAUCCUGAUCAUGGAGGACGCGGAGUAUGUGCAGCCUUUCCUGGAGGAGUUCGAAAGGAUUUGGGAAAUAUACGAUCCCCACAAGUACAUGUUUUUUUCCAAAGAAAAUAAAUGA
Cygnus atratus (black swan) is the source of this 654-nucleotide messenger RNA. RefSeq names its product phospholipase D family member 6 (gene PLD6). Bases 1 to 654 code for a protein of 217 amino acids. Gene Ontology annotation, cellular component: mitochondrion. The transcript has 2 exons. Gene Ontology annotation, biological process: piRNA processing. NCBI's taxonomy places the organism in Eukaryota, Metazoa, Chordata, Aves, Anseriformes, Anatidae. The record is from RefSeq and is a predicted model, not a curated record. Gene Ontology annotation, molecular function: RNA endonuclease activity producing 5'-phosphomonoesters, hydrolytic mechanism.